UUUACAAGUAUAUCGGUCACCUUGGACUUAUUUAUACAGACUACUCAAAUGAAAGUGGAUUUCAUUUACACAGAAUUCCAUUGUGAAUUUCUAAACAAACUUGGGACCACUAGUAUCAAUUCUGCUGGUGUAGAGAGCGUCCAGAUGCUUCCUGAAUUUCAUUGCGGGAUUCCUUUUGAGGAGAUGCGUUAGCUGCCUUAAUAGUCCCCUGCGAUCCAAGCUCAACAGGACAAAUGAAAGUUGUGUUGAAGCUGGACUUGCACGAUGACAAGGAGAAAAAGAAGGCCAUGAGUGCAGUUUCCACCCUCACAGGUAUUGAUUCGAUUGAAAUGAACAUGAAGGAUAAAAAGCUGACAGUUAUUGGGGAGGUAGACCCAGUGUGUGUUGUUAAAAAAGUGAGAAAAAUUUGGCGUCUCACAGAAAUUUUGACAGUUGGGCCUGCAAAAGAGGAGAAGAAAGAUGAUGGGAAGAAAGAUGAUAAGAAGAAAGAUGAUAAGAAGGAUGAUAAAGGACCUAAUCCUCAUCACACGGUCGAAUACUAUUACGUGCCAGAUCCCUAUCCAAAUAACUGUGUCAUCUGCUGAUUGUGAGGUUUGAGGGAAACGGCUGUGAGAGUUUGAAUGCUUUGGUGAUGAAACGGAAAUCUGUAUGAUUUGAGUUUUAUUGUAUUAUGCAGGCUCUCAAUUGUAAAACAUUCCUCAAACAGUACAAAAUUUAUGAGGGGAAUGUCAUUGAAAUUCAAUGCUGA
Molecule: messenger RNA, 748 nt
Organism: Carya illinoinensis
Lineage: Eukaryota; Viridiplantae; Streptophyta; Magnoliopsida; Fagales; Juglandaceae
Product: heavy metal-associated isoprenylated plant protein 39-like
Exons: 3
Coding region: 234-584 (116 amino acids)
Molecular function (GO): metal ion binding
Source: RefSeq, a predicted model, not a curated record